Molecule: messenger RNA, 1080 nt
Organism: Paramacrobiotus metropolitanus
Lineage: Eukaryota; Metazoa; Tardigrada; Eutardigrada; Parachela; Macrobiotidae
Exons: 3
Coding region: 140-781 (213 amino acids)
Cellular component (GO): mitochondrion
Source: RefSeq, a predicted model, not a curated record
GUAGCUUGCGCCCGUACCGACUGCCGUCCGUCUCCCAAAAUCUGAAAGAGGUUUUGUUUUAUUUGUUUGAAGUUUAGAGUAGGCCAUUAGAUUUAUCAUUUAUUCAUAAAUCAUAACGAUCACUACGUGACUUACCGGAAUGGAAAGUUUCAAUCGUUUAUGGAGCGGCAUACACAGUGGACGAUUAGCUGUUUUCUCGAACAUCUUCGGCGGUGUAUUCCAGCCAAGAAUACCAGUCCAAAUGUGCAGUGGCAUCUACAGAAGCUGUAGUUUGGCUCCUCAUCCUCUCAUUUCUUCACGGGAAUUAUCUGUGAUGAAAUCCAGAUCUUGGGAACGACCCCGAAAUGACAUUAUGUCUCGUGCAACGUGCGAAAACCUUGCUGGUGCUCGGUGCGCGUCUGUGGACGUGGGGCAGUCCCUUAGCACGCCUAGUGCGGAAAUAAUGCAGUCCUUUCCGGCUCGCGUAGCCGAGAAACUAGUGGGAGUUUACCGCAAAUACGGAUUUACCGCUCUUACAGUGCAUACUGCCGGUGCCAUCGUAUCACUUCUCUUUUGGUGGGGUCUCGUUGCAAGCCCUGUGGAUGUGAUGAAGAUUUUUGGGGAAAUUGGCGUGUUGACACCGCUGACGCUGUUAGCUACUCGCCUUGCGGAAGCUGUCAUCCCGGGAUCACUUAUCAUUGCUUAUUGUUUGCACAAGGCUACUGCCCCGCUUCGAUGGAUCAUCACCAUUGCGUUAACGCCUUAUUUGGUCCGGAGACAGGCGAAAAUUGUAGCUCCAUGAGUUCAAAUUAAAGUGAACAGCUCCAAGUCAUUUAUAGCUUGCUCUAUAUUAUGGUUGGUGUUUGGUUAUACUGAUUUUGCGGUUCCUAAUGUUAUUGAAAUUUUUCAUCUUUUGAUUGGUAAUUUUGGUAAUUUCUUAUAACAACAGGAUCUCACUACGGUCACUAUGUCAUUAAUAUUAAAAAAGAGUUUUUAAGCACUUACGAGUGUGUAUGUGCGAUAAUUACUUGUGGAAAUGCAUAACUUGGUGUUGGUGUUAAAAUUUGACGGACUGUAAAUGGGAUAAAGCAUUCGUCUGUG